This is a messenger RNA of Alnus glutinosa, 3159 nucleotides long. RefSeq names its product mechanosensitive ion channel protein 10-like. Gene Ontology annotation, cellular component: plasma membrane. Gene Ontology annotation, molecular function: mechanosensitive monoatomic ion channel activity. NCBI's taxonomy places the organism in Eukaryota, Viridiplantae, Streptophyta, Magnoliopsida, Fagales, Betulaceae. The coding region runs from base 386 to 2695 and encodes 769 amino acids. The transcript has 6 exons. Gene Ontology annotation, biological process: detection of mechanical stimulus; monoatomic anion transport; transmembrane transport. The record is from RefSeq and is a predicted model, not a curated record.
AAUAUAUCAUCGUCACAAUUCACAUACAUUAUUAAACAACCUCUGCCUGAUGUCGGAUUUUUGUCAGCUUCUUCAUUGAAUCAACGUCACUACCUUCUCCCACUAAGAAAAAAACACAAACGAUCCCUACCACCGAUAACCUUCCUUUUGUUCCCCGUACUGGGCAUCCCUGAAUCGUACUUACCGAAAAUGGUUUUCGGACAAAUAUUUCUUAAGACUCGGAAAUUUUCCGGCAUUUAUUGAAGCUCAAACAGCGAAAGGAGAUCCCAGGAAUGAGUCUUCAAGGAGGAGUUUUAUUAUUCCCUCAAACAACCGAAAAGUGCGUAUAUUUAAGUUUAAUUCUGAUACGGUGACUCUCAGUCUCACUAGCUGUCUGCUUUGAUCGAUGGAUGCUAAGCAGACAGCUCUGAGAGGCGGGGAAGUAGGCAUGGUGGAAAACAAGGCCCCAAAUGAUGACCAAGUGGUUGUUGAAAUCCCAGAGACCAAAGACGCAAAAGGGUCUUCUCCCAAAGCCUCUGAAUCCUGCAAGCAAAGCUGGGUGGAUUCGCCUCGCAAACCGUCCGCCGAGUCCACUACUGGGUUCUCAAAAUCGGUCCCAAUUAGCUGCCCCUCGCCGGAGAUCUCGAGGUUCAGUCCCAGCCCCAAUAAGCCUCCUAAAGUUCCCACCGUCAAUGAGAACCUUACACGAAGACGGUCUCUGGCAAGGUCAGUGUAUUCCAAACCGAAAUCAAGAUUUGGGGAACAGCCUUAUUCUACUUACGGCAAUAUGUUUGAUGAGAAUGAUUCAGCUUUGCAAGAACAAAUUGGCGCCGGCUCGCCUUAUAGGAAUUCUUUUAAUGUGGCGUCGCCUAAUAACAAAAUGUCAAGGAGCACUACUAGAACGGUGUCGAAUACUCCGAAAACGCCGUUGAUGGCGUCUCCAGGGCACGAUGAGGAUGAAGAGAUUUACAAGAAGGUCAAAUUGAAUAAAGAGAAGCAUAGGAGACUGAAGACUAAGGUUUUGGUUGAGCUAAUUGCGUUUGGGUGCAUUUUGGGGUGCUUAGUGGCUAGCUCAACUGCAGAGAGAUUGAAGACUUUAAUGGUGUGGGGUUUGGAGUUUUGGAAAUGGUGGGUGCUUGUGAUGGUGAUCUUUUCGGGAAUGUUGGUUACCAAUUGGUUUAUGCGUGUGGUUGUAUUCUUGAUUGAAAGGAACUUUUUGCUAAGGAAGAAGGUGCUGUAUUUUGUUCAUGGGUUGAAGAAGAGUGUUCAGGUCUUUAUUUGGUUGAGUUUGGUUCUUCUUACAUGGGAAUUGCUUUUCAAUCACGGGAUCACGCGAUCGAAGAACGCCACCAAGAUUUUGAGUUAUAUUACCUGGACUCUUGUUUCGCUUCUAGUUGGAGCAUUUUUGUGGUUAUUGAAGACUUUGUUGCUAAAAAUCUUGGCAUCGAAUUUCCAUGUGAACACCUUCUUUGAUAGAAUCCAGGAAUCAAUCUUCCAUCAGUAUGUACUUCAGACCCUUUCGGGGCCUGCUGUUAUAGAGGAGGCUGAGCGGGUUGGGAGAUCAGUGAGCACUGGUCAGUUGAGCUUCCGGAGUACGAAGAAGAGUAAAGGAAAGAAGGAGAAAGAGGUAAUCGAUAUGGGGAAACUUCAUAAGAUGAAACAAGAAAAGGUUUCUGCUUGGACCAUGAAGGUGUUGGUUGAUGCAGUGAUGAGUACAGGGCUGUCCACAAUCUCGAAUGUACUAGAUGAGAGUGUUAAUGACGAAGGUGGUGAGCAGACAGAUAAGGAGAUUACCAAUGAGAUGGAAGCAACUGCCGCUGCCUAUCACAUUUUCAGGAAUGUCGCUCAGCCUGGUUGCAAGUACAUUGAUGAGGACGACCUUCUGAGAUUCAUGAUUAAGGAAGAAGUGGAUCUUGUGUUUCCACUGUUGGGAGGAGGAGAGACAGGAAGGAUCGACAGAAAAGAUCUUACAGACUGGGUGGUGAAGGUCUACAAGGGCCGCAAAGCACUAGCACAUGCUUUAAACGACACCAAAACUGCUGUCAAGCAGUUGAACAAACUUGUGACAGUGAUCCUGAUUGUUGUGACCAUUCUUGUGUGGCUUCUUUUGAUGGAAAUUGCAACUACAAAAGUUCUUGUCUUUCUCUCGUCACAGCUUGUCGUGGCGGCUUUUAUGUUUGGAAAUACCUGCAAGACUAUAUUUGAAGCUAUUAUUUUUGUCUUUGUAAUGCAUCCAUUUGAUGUUGGCGAUCGAUGUGUCAUUGAUGGUGUUACGUUGAUGGUUGAAGAGAUGAACAUUUUAACAACAAUCUUCCUGAAGCUUGAUUUUGAAAAGGUAUACUAUCCAAAUUCAGUUUUGGCCACGAAACCCAUCAGCAAUUACUACAGGAGCCCUGAUAUGGGUGAUUCUGUUGAAUUCUCGAUUGAUUUUAUGACACCAGUAGAGAGGAUUGGGAUGCUGAAAGAUACAAUUAAAAAGUUUUUGGAGAAAAAUCCACAACACUGGCAUGCUAACCACAAUUUGGUGGUGAAGGAGAUCGAAAAUGUAAAUAAGAUAAAGAUGGUUCUGAUUGUAUUUCACACAAUUAACUUUCAAGACAUUGGAGAGAAGACCAGGCGAAGAACAGAAUUAGUUAUGGAGAUAAAAAAGAUUUUUGAGGAGCUUAAUAUCAGAUACAAUCUCCCGCCCCAAGCAGUUCAUCUUGGCCAUACAUGAUCUGAAACAACAAAUGCAACCAACAGAUGAUUUUUGCUCAUCGCUUCAGAUGGCUUUUGUAAUCUCCAAGUACGUUCCUUUUCUUCUUCUUCUGAGGAUAUGAACUUGUAUAAUUGAUAUCACAUUUCAGUUUGCCAUUCAGCCAAUGUUAUGUAAAAGUGCCUCUGCAAUUUGGAUUUGUGUUAGAAUGUGGGACUUAAGUUACUAGUUUUCUAGUGGCAUUCCAUUACCACUGCUUCAUGUUAUACCAAAUCCAUGAAUCUGUGGAUUUCAACUCCGUUAAUGAGCUUGUCUUCACUAUCAAAUCAACUGAGAUAAGCAAAAGUCGUGCCCCCAAUUGACCAGAGCUACAGUAGCUGGCCAGCGGCUUAGCUCAUCCGAGGCCGUGCUAAUCCGCAUUGUUUAAGGCCCUCGCUCACUAUGGAUCUUCAAUUAAAUGUGAAAUUUCAGAUAUUUUUAUUUAA